UGGGGGAGUGGCCAGGCAGGAGGGGGCGGGCAGAGGAGGAGUGCGGCCCCCCCCCUCUCUCUCUCUCCCUCUCUCCCUCUCUCUCUCCUCUGCUUCUGUCUUUCUUACCCCUUCUUUGUUCCCUAGUCUUUUGUUAGCCAUGCCUAGCCUGGUGGUAUCAGGGAUGAUGGAGCGGAAUGGGGUGAUGGCAGAGCUGGGCAAGGACAGGGUGCUGGAGGAUGACAGGGCGCUGCAGAUCGCGUUGGACCAACUGUGCCUGCUGGGACUGGGGGAGAGCGAGGAGGACAGUAACAACAAUAACAGCAGCGGCAGCAGCAGCGGCUCCGGGCAGCCCCACAAGGGCGAGAGCAAGUUGUGCGCCCUGUACAAGGAGGCAGAGCUGCGGCUCAAGAGUUCCAACACCACCGAGUGCGUCCCGGUGCCCAGCUCGGAACACGUGGCUGAGAUUGUGGGGAGGCAAGGUUGCAAGAUCAAAGCGCUACGAGCCAAAACGAACACGUACAUCAAGACGCCGGUGCGGGGCGAAGAGCCAGUGUUCAUGGUGACUGGUCGCAGGGAGGAUGUGGCGAUGGCCCGACGUGAGAUUAUUUCCGCCGCUGAGCACUUCUCCAUGAUCCGGGCAUCCCGUAACAAGGCCGGCACGGCAUUCGGCAGUGCCCCCACCCUCCCCGGGCAAGUGACCAUCCGGGUACGAGUCCCUUACAGGGUGGUCGGCUUAGUGGUGGGACCCAAAGGAGCCACCAUCAAAAGGAUUCAGCAGCAGACGAAUACUUACAUAAUCACCCCGAGUCGGGACAGGGACCCCGUGUUUGAGAUCACCGGAGCCCCCGGCAACGUGGAGCGGGCGCGGGAGGAAAUCGAGACCCACAUCGCGGUGCGCACCGGUAAGAUCCUAGAAUACAACAACGAGAACGACUUCUUGUCCAGCAGCCCCGACUCCGGGAUGGAAAGCCGCUACCCCGAGAGCUGGAGGGUGCACGGAACCGCCACUGGGUGCAAACCCCUCUCCACCUUCCGCCAGAACAGCCUGGGCUGCAUCGGAGACUGCCCACCGGAACCCGUCUAUGAGACCCCAAGGCUGAACGAUCAAAAUGACUUCAACUACGGCUAUUUGUUCCCCAACUACAAGCAAGAGGUGUACUACGGCGUGCCGGAAUCCGGGGGUCCCAUGUGGGGGGGACAGGAGAACACCAACCCUGCCCCCGGUAUCUUUACAAAGCAACAACGUUCCGGCAGCAGCGGCAGCGUGCAGACCACCACCACCACCCAGCGAUCACCAGAAAACAGCCUUAGCACCCUGCAAAGGAGAAGCCAAGGGGAAGCUCUGCCAGGCUUUACCAAGCUCACCGCCACCCGGAACUCUAUCUCUGGGAGCCGGGAGUGCAUGGUGUGUUUUGAGAGUGAAGUCACCGCUGCACUGGUGCCCUGUGGGCACAACCUCUUCUGCAUGGAAUGUGCCGUACGCAUCUGUGAACGCAACGAGCCCGAGUGCCCAGUGUGCCACGCGUCUGCUACUCAGGCCAUCCGAAUAUUUUCUUAAAGAGAGAGACACGUUGGGGGCGAGAGGGUGGGAGGGGCGUGGGGUAACGUGGACUCUUGGUGCAUAGAGGUCAAAAAGACAAUAUCUCAAAAACGAGGAAGGAUUGCCCCCUUCCCCGAGGCAAAGUCCUUUCAAAGACAGAACUUUUAUUUUGGCGAAGCCAAGGGGGGGGUAUCAAAGACUUGAACACUCCGCUGUUUACUGGAUAUUUAGAGGACUCUCGCUUGACCCGCUCGUACUUUGCGGUCUUGCCCACCCGUUGAUCUGGAUAUCGUUGUCUUAAAAAAAACAAAACCAGGUCUUCGAUUGAAAAAAAUUGUGCUUUUUCAAGUAUCUGUUUUUGGCAAAGUUCAUGGAAGCAUGGGAAGAACCAACUUCAGGGACGUACCAAGGAGGACGGGUUUGCCCGUCGGACAUCAGACGGAGUCGCUCCGGUCGCCAACGUUUUUUAGUAGCUGCCGUCUCCCAAAACAAGUCCUCUGUGUUUUUGUCUGGGGUUUUUUUUUUUUUGUGUUACGGUUGUUGGUUUAGUGGACUUUCUAUCGGCGUCGACAAGGGAAAGAGAAUAAAUAAAUCAAAAAGUUCAGAAUCGGCUUCAACUCAACCAAUUUUUAGAGGUUCCCGCAGACAAAAGUGAGGCCAGCCUUGGCCUCGUUCCGGUCACGUUUCUUGGUGCACAGUUGGAGAUGAGCCCCUCUGAAAGACGAGAGGGCAAGAAGGCAGAAGGGCUAUACCAAGUGGAUAUUGUCUGCCUCUCCUGAUGGCAAAACGGUGGGCACUCAGGGUUCAAUUCAGGUCUCUGGGCGCCGGCAUCAGCCGGCCCUCAUCUUCCUACAUUCAUCACUACCUGGCUAAUGAAAUACUAGGAAUCUGUUUGUUUUUUUUCAUCAAUAAUUGCAAAAAAAAAAAUCAAAAAAUAAUAAUAAAACACAAACUGUUUAUCAAUCUCUGGGAACCUUCAACAUGAGGACACAACGAUUACCUCAAACUCAAACGUACGAAGCAGCUAUAUCCACCGCGUGCGGUUACAACGUCACGUUUCAUACUCAAAAAAAACAAAAAUCCUCAUGGAUUCUAGGACCACAAUGGAAAAAAAAAAACAAAAAAUCCAAUAAUCAGGACUUUUGUGCAUGUAGGAAUUUUUUGUUUUUCGUUAUUUUUUACGUGGCUCGGACUUUUUGGUUUUACCGUGCACUGCAGUGGGGGGCACCCGUGCUUGACUUCCUCCUCCACAACCAACUGAUUGCAUUUUUUUGGGGUGGGGAUAGGGGGCGGGGAAGGGGGGGGCGGGAUGCUGACCAAUGCCGUCAACGUUCCACUUGUGACUUUCGAACUCUUCCUCCUGAAAUGCGGAAUUAAACAAAAAAUGUAAAAAAAAAAAUAAUAUACGAAAGUUAUUUUGCUUCCUGUUAAGCCGGACCAGAACAUUUUACUAGAAAAAGAAAAAAAAUUCAUGUCGAAAAAAUGCAGAUGUGCUGGACCAAAGUUACAAAUGUCUAGUGGGCGUCGGCUUCCCUUGGUCCCGCCCUGUGGGAAGAUGUUUUAGAACUUCGGGACUGUGGGAUCGUCCCAUUCCCCCGUGCACAAAGGGGUGUCGUCCAAUAACACGGCGGGCUGUCUAACCAAGGAUUUGGGAUAUUUAAGGACCGUUCCAUGGACACAAUAACCCUCACCCUUUUUUUCCCCUUUAUUCCAAUUGGGGAAAAAACUUUUUUUUAAAAAAAAUAUUUUUUAUUUCUAAUUUAUUUCAUUAUUUUGGUGCUUCCUGGAUAUUUUACAUUUCCCUCUCUCUGGCCAAAUGAGUUUGUGACUUUGGAACAUCCCCCCUCUAGACGUGUCCACAAAAGUUGAGGAAUAUCUUUUAUGGUGGGCGGGGGUUGUUGGGAUGGGUGGGAGGGGUUUCAUCAAAUAUCCAGUUUCCGGUUUCGAUAUCGAGACUGUUGUCAAUAUGCUGGACUGAGAGACAUCUUGUUGCCAUUUUCCAAUGAAGACGGGCUCAGCCAUCCUCAUCCCUACCAGGAAGUCUGGUCAGAACCUCGGAUGUUCUAGGAGGAAGGAGCCCACGUUGAAAGCACCUUGCCCAGGCUGAAUCCUGCUGCCCUAGCCAGUGAAUUAUGGGUGGAAGCAAAUUUGGAAAAAAAAAAAGGGGGUGGGACUAUUAUUCCCACCAUUCUUCAAAAGCUCUUCUCAACUAUGGAGCCCCCUUCUUGGGGCUAAUUGAAAUGUAGAAGGGUGGUGGGACGAAGAGUUUGCCCAGAUGCCUUGAUUCCAUUGUAAAGGCUUCACACUAUGUAGCAUCCUUGUUACAGUUUAGCAGUAUUUGAGUUUCAUUUUAUUUGUAUGUAGCGAUUUACUUGAGACAAAGGGACCUUAAGUUCAAAUGUUUUUUUUUUUUUGAGGUCAGAUUUUGGGGGGGCUGCUUGGACAGGUUUGGGAGGUCAUGAUAGGGACUGAUGGUUGACCAACCCAAUGGCUUCUAGAAAUUGUCGCUGAAAGUCUUUAGUGGGAAUGUAACCCUUGCACUGAAGCAGUUAUCUAAGUAACAAAGCCCUCAGACGCAGUGGCCCUCUCCAUGGAAGAGUUAGGGGGGGUUAUCCCAGCGCCCCUCUUUUUCCUCAAAGUGAUCUUCAACUUUCUCUUCUGCAAAGGCAACAGAUUUUAGCCAGCCAUGUUAAUCAGACAUUAUUGCAUUGUGCAGAGCUGUCUUUAGAGGGUCCAAAUAGGCAUGUCUCUGUAGGGGGGCCUCAAGAGUAGAGCGUAGGAGCCAACGGGAGAGCGUAGGAACAUCAGGGUUGCCCAACAUCAGAUCUUCAAUGUUGUAACUAGAUGUUACUCCUAAGGUUGACCUGUUCUACCAAGAUGUAUUGCUCUAUAAUUAGGAUCCUUCUGGCCCCCCCCUGCAACCACAGGGUCUUCUUCCUCUAUAGUUACACCCCUGCCUAUCUUUGUUGAAGUGCAAUUUCCAGCACUCGCUCAUGGUCACUUUGGCUGUGGUUGAACUUCAGCCACAGCUAAAGGGCCAUAGAGCAACAUAGACAUCCUUUAUACAAGGGGACUUGACCUCCUACUAAAGACAGCUCUGUAUGUUGGUUCUUCUUCAGCCAAACAAUCUACGUAGAGAAGGGUACCACCUUAUCUGCAUUGUAAUUGGAAUAAUGGUUGGCCAAUAACGUUGCCUCUUUCAAGUGCAUUGAUUUGAUUUCUGCAUUAUUCAUUGAACUUUGGUAAACUGGCUUUUUUCGACCACCAUCACCCCCCCAAAUGCGCACAGUUACAGAGAUAUACCUUUGAGAAACCAAAAUGUUCUUAUGGCCAUCAUAAGAAGCAGCCCAUUGUAACGCUGAGCCAGCUUGCUUGCUUGGGGGAAGAGUAUUUGUUGGGGGUCGGGAGCGGGGAACUAAUUUAUUGUAAGGGUGGUUGAUUUGUAAGAACUUUGCCGUCCAUGAACCAAAAUGAAAAUGGAGUAGUGAAGAAGUAGCAUGUGAUGGGGAAGAGUAGGGAAGCCGGUGGAGAGCAAGCUCCGUUGGCCAAGUUGAGCU
Molecule: messenger RNA, 5079 nt
Organism: Xenopus tropicalis (tropical clawed frog)
Lineage: Eukaryota; Metazoa; Chordata; Amphibia; Anura; Pipidae
Gene: mex3a
Product: mex-3 RNA binding family member A
Exons: 2
Coding region: 140-1540 (466 amino acids)
Cellular component (GO): nucleus; cytoplasm
Molecular function (GO): nucleic acid binding; RNA binding
Source: RefSeq, a predicted model, not a curated record